Arabidopsis thaliana (thale cress) is the source of this 1231-nucleotide messenger RNA. RefSeq lists its product as uncharacterized. The record is from RefSeq and is marked reviewed. The transcript is spliced from 2 exons. NCBI's taxonomy places the organism in Eukaryota, Viridiplantae, Streptophyta, Magnoliopsida, Brassicales, Brassicaceae. The coding region runs from base 220 to 696 and encodes 158 amino acids.
AAAUUAAUUAGGCAAUUACUAACUAUACUAUCUUUUUUUUAAUCAAAGUGUAAGACUCUUGUCUUCCUUUCUUCUCUUUCUUUAUCCACUCUUGCUCUUCUUUUUAUUCAAAUUUCGUUUUUGAUUUAUCAGGGGACAAACUUAAAGCUCUCUCACGUUAAGAGAUACAACAGGACUCUGGCUGCUGGUGCUUGCUGUUUCUACAUUACUUUGGUUGCAAUGCAGCCAUCUAGUGGAAGGCGUUUUACUUUUCAGACUUCCGUUUAUGAAGAAGCUUGUGGCCGGCUUGUUUUGACCUCCUUUAUUGCUGAAAGACGUCGUCCAGGGACAAUCAUUAAAACGUCGUUGGAAAGAGAAUUCUACCGCAUGGGUAGCUUGCCUGAGUUCCCGCUGGAGAACCCUUUCGAAAACAGAAACCGAUUUUACGUGGUGGAUGAUGAAUCAGAGCUGCGAGCCAAUGACUGGAUUCGUCUGUAUCUGGAACUUUCUGUUGCCAUAUCUGAUAGGACCACCACGGAUCAUGAUCUUUCCGGCUUGAGGAUUGUGUCAGUAGCCAUUCAAACUAUGGAGCCACCCAGUGAGUCCUCUCUCACUGCUAAGAAUGCAACUGUCUACAUAAGGUACAUUGACUUUUGUAAGGCUCGCUGUGGUCAGAACCUUGAUCGCAUAGCUGUAGUUAGAAGAAACCUUCAAUGAGACUACGGGAUGCUUUAGUCUCGACGGUUGGAAUCAAAGCUCAGAUAUCAUACCCAAAAAGAAGGCUACGAGUAGCAAACUUCUGUCCCAGCGUUUAAUUCACAAAUCACGGCAGAUAUGGCGGCGGCGGCGCACAAACCAUGGCGUUGGCUUGGCUCAUCGUCUUCGCAAAACAAGAUCCAUAGAAUCAGCCAUCCGAAAGUAUACCCAAAAAGGGUACGAGUCUGAGCGUGAAACUUCUCUUACGGCGUUUCAGCAUUCCCAAACCAUGGCGGAUAUCUAAACUUUGACGGCGCAAGGCUUACAAAAACCAUGGCGGUUCAAAAUUUGGAUUAGAGAUGAUAUUAUUAAACUUAUUAAUUUGGUAAAAUGUUAAGUGGACUGGUUUCUGUGUGUUGUACGGUUUCCUAAAUGUCUCCACCUUGAAUAGUUUCUGUAUGUAAUAAGAAUUUAUUUUAGAUUUCAGAGUUAUGUAUCACAUGAAAAAGGCACAAACUAUAAAGUAUUUAAGAAUAUGACCAUCUUUUUCUUUUGU